Messenger RNA from Dermacentor albipictus, 817 nucleotides. The record is from RefSeq and is a predicted model, not a curated record. Lineage: Eukaryota; Metazoa; Arthropoda; Arachnida; Ixodida; Ixodidae.
CCAUCGAGCAUGCCGCAACGCGAUUGAAUUCGUUGUGGCGGCCCAACGUGACAAAAAUGUCAGAGCGCGCGGUAGGUUUUGGUCACGGUGUUUUGGACAUACCUGUGUAGAGUCGUCUGGGGAGCCGCGCGUUGCACCAGUCGUUGCCAUAUUCUAGGGACCAUAGUUCAGGUCCGUUCGUCUCCGUAUCUGCUUUGUCAACGGCGCCAGGUGCAAGUGUCGACCCUACCGGCCUGACUGCCGCCUUGAUCAGAUGCUCCACACCUGCUGGGAACUGAGGGCUGCACCAGGGAGGCCAAUUCCUGUUCUGUUGAGGGAGUGUCUGUUCGAGGCUCUCAUGCUGUCUGUUGAUGAAGCUCGCCAGCUUGAGCAGACCUCUCGCCAGCAGAGCCAAAGUGCGACAUGGAAAGCUGCUCGCAAAAACCGCUUGACUGCUUCCAAUUUUGGUGUUGCUGUUACACGUGAGAAUUGGACAGAGAAAGGCCUGCAGAACCUCACCGCAGACCGAGAUAUGUCUAGAGUCAGGGCCAUCCAGUACGGAGUUUCAAGCGAAGCCAUGGCUGUUCAAAUAGAGAUGGCCCUUUCAGGGCUUACUUGGGCUGACUUUGUCAUGUAUGCUCCACAGUUUCUAGUUGUCGAAAGAAUUCGAUUCAUUGAAAGUGAAUGGCAGAAAUGCAAAAAUAGGUUGGACAGCUUUUAUUUUUCCACACUUCUGCCGUACUUGGCAAAAACAUGCAGUACGAACAGUGGAUGUUGAAUUCAAGAGAUUACGAAAUGAAUGAGCAUUUAUGUAUUUAUUAAUAAAGUUGUGAUACUA